Messenger RNA from Phanerochaete carnosa HHB-10118-sp, 1736 nucleotides. RefSeq lists its product as uncharacterized. The coding region runs from base 52 to 1572 and encodes 506 amino acids. Lineage: Eukaryota; Fungi; Basidiomycota; Agaricomycetes; Polyporales; Phanerochaetaceae. The record is from RefSeq and is a predicted model, not a curated record. The transcript has 14 exons.
UCCGCCUAAGGCUUCCUAUCCCACUCUCCUCCACACAGACAACUGAGCACCAUGUCUGCCCCGCCGAGAGACGAUGCGCCUGCAUACUCCGAAGCAGAGAAGGGAAUACUGGAGACGGAGAUGCCCCGCCGCCUUGACAUCGCGUACCCCAAGGAUGAGAAGAAGGACGCGUACCCAGACGAGAAGAGGGAGAUGACUCAAGUCUCCACUCUCCCCGUCCUCGAGCUCAAGAAAGACACCCCGGCACCGGCGAACCGCCCCAAGCCCGCGGCUAAGCCAAAGAAGAAGGUCCCCAAGUGGAUCUUGUGGCAGCUUUGGUUUAACACCUACAGGAAGCUGUUCACCAUCACAUUUUCUCUGAACAUGAUCGGACUUGGCCUGGCAGCAUCUGGACACUGGCCGUACGCCAUCAGAUACAACGGUGCCAUGGCCGUCGCAAACUUCAAUUUCGCCAUCUUGAUGAGAAAUGAGAUUUUCGGUCGUCUGUUGUACCUAUUUGUCAACACGCUGUUCGCAAAGUGGACUCCCCUCAAGUUCCGUCUCGGCUGCACGUCAGUUCUCCAACACCUUGGAGGCAUUCAUUCCGGCUGCGCUACUUCGGGUGUUGCGUGGCUCGUCUUGAAGGUCGUCAUGGUGUUCAAGGCGCGCAGCACCGAGCAUAUGUCCGUAGUCGUCCUCGGUCUCAUUACGAACGUUGCGGUCUUCCUCACUGCAUGCGCCGCGAUCCCCUGGGUUCGCAACACUCACCACAACGUCUUCGAGCGCCACCACCGCUUCAUUGGCUGGACGGCGUUGUUCUUGACUUGGGCUUUCACCAUUGCCAAUGAUAUUUGGGACACGACCACGCAGACCUGGAACCUUAACGGCCGCCACCUCGUGAAGCAGCAAGACUUCUGGUAUGUUAUGGGCAUGACCACUUUCAUCACACUCCCAUGGAUCUGCACCCGUGAGGUGCCGGUCGAUAUCGAGCUGCCGUCCCCCAAAGUCGCCAUCGUACGCUUCCGCCGUGGGAUGCAGCAGGGUCUGCUCGGUCGUAUCAGCCGCUCUGCCGUCAAGGAGUACCACGCGUUUGGCAUUAUCUCGGAGGGCACGCACGCCAAGUACCACUACAUGAUCUGCGGUGUCCAGGGCGACUUUACCCGCAGCCUCGUCAACGAUCCUCCGAAGGCCUUGUGGACCCGCGAACUGAAGUUCGCUGGUGUAUCGAACACGUCAACCCUCUACAAGCGCGGCAUACGUAUCUGCACCGGCACAGGUAUUGGAGCGGCCCUGUCGACGUGUAUUCAAUCGCCAUACUGGUAUCUCAUUUGGAUCGGCUCUGACCAAGAGAAGACAUUCGGACCCACGAUCAGUGGACUAAUUCACCGGCAUGUUGAACCGGAGCGUCUGCUGCUCUGGGACAGUAAGCUGCGCGGCGGUCGUCCGGACACGAUGAAGAUUCUCAAAGAGGUCUACCACUCAUGGCAAGCAGAAGUCGUUUUCAUUACUUCCAACUACAUCGGCAACUCCGAGAUGAUGCAGGGCUGCAAGGAGGCUGGAAUCCCCUGUUUCGGCACGCUGUGGGACUUCUAGGCGGAGCGAAAUUAUCCGUCCGUAUUCCUCCCAUGCACAACUCGCCCGGCGCACAUGUACCAUAAUUCCCGCAGCAGCUAAUAGUCAUUUAUCUUCGGGGGUUCUCCUUCGCACACUCUGUAUCCUAUAGAUUAGAUGCCACCAAUGCAUAUUUAUUCUCCACG